UUACAUUACACGCCGAGCCGCUUGGCCUCACGAACCAAAUUACCGAACCGUAGGGCACAAAGGGGUCCGACCCACUCAUUCCCUUCUUCUUCUUUCUCUUCCCCAUUCAUUUUUCGCCGCCUUUCAUCAGUUUUUCAUCGCAAUCCAUCUCAGCUAUAUCUUGAGAAUUUCUGCAGCUAGUUUUCGCAUUUUCCCCCUGUUUGUGUUGGUACGAUAUCGUGGUCGACGGGAGGUGUUAUUGGUUGUUUUCGUUUUCCAUUGAGGUAAAUCCUGAAUAUUGUGUGUGAUCCAUAUGGUGGGAUACCCGUUAAUCCCUAGAAGAUGCUUUAUCGUCCCCGCCGCUCGUUAGACGAUUCCCUUGCAUCCCAAUUCCAGUUUUCGCCAUGUCGAGGUUACUAAACAGUAGGAGAGUAUCGAAAUCUUUAUGGACAAAACAGCUUAAUAGCAUCUCUUCAGAAGGUUCUAAAUAUGGAGGCACUGUUAAAACCUGGCCGUUUUCGCCUCAAUAUAGACUACUCACUCAUUACCUGCUCCCCACCAAAAGAUUUGCUUCUAAUGCAAUGUCCGGAAUGGGGAAAAGUGGCUUCUACAAUAGUUACAUCACGCGUUAUUCAGUCGAUUUUACCAAUUACUCCAUGGCACACCAUGCCCGAUUUGCUUGGAAUCGGCUAGCUCAGCUAUCUGCACGCAACAACUGCCGGGCUCGUCUGCCCAUAAACCGAAUAGCCCAGGCAGUCAGCUUGGGCUUGGCCCGUUCUUACAUAGUUGUUCCCGGCAUAUUCUCUCUCAUGUGCGGGACCCACUUAGCUUGGGCACAAUCCACCCCCGAAACGGAUAUCUUUCAGCCGAGGAGUAGUUUCUACAUGCACGCUGCUGAGGAUAGCCAUCUCUUUAUAACCAGAUUGAUACGUUCUGUGUUCGACGCCAUUUUCUUGCUGCUUAGAGCUCUUCAUUUGGCAGUUCUGUUCACCCCUUGCAUGGCCAUGGCCCCGUUCGCAGAUAGCUUCGGGCCCGAGUUUCGAAAACUGUGGCUUCAGAUCGUUCAUCACACCCUAGAGAGAGCGGGCCCAGCGUUCAUAAAGUGGGGCCAGUGGGCCGCCACACGGCCCGAUCUAUUUCCGAGGGACUUGUGCUCCGAGCUGUCGAAGCUCCACAUGAAGGCACCCGAGCAUAGCUUUGCCUACACGAAAAAGAUGAUCGAAAAGGCUUUCGGCCGUAAAAUUUCGGAAAUAUUUGAUGAUUUUGAGGAGGAGCCCGUUGCUUCCGGAAGCAUUGCGCAGGUCCACCGUGCUACCCUGCGGACUCGGCACAGCAGACGUCGGGCCAAGCCCAUGGAAGUAGCGGUUAAAGUGAGGCACCCAGGGGUCGGGGAAUCUAUAAAGAGAGAUUUCGAUAUAAUUAAUGUGGUUGCAAAGAUGUCGAAGUUUGUGCCGGCACUGAAUUGGCUGAGGCUGGACGAGAGCGCGCAGCAGUUUGCAGUGUUUAUGAUGUCCCAGGUGGAUCUUGCUCGGGAGGCGGCUCAUCUGAGCAGGUUUAUAUACAAUUUUAGGAGGUGGAAGGAUGUGUCUUUCCCUAAGCCUGUUUACCCAUUGGUUCAUCCGGCUGUUUUGGUGGAGACUUUCGAGCAUGGAGAGAGUGUUUCGCACUAUGUGGAUGAGAUCAGGGGGAAUGAUCGAGUUAAUAGUGCUCUGGCUCACAUUGGGACCCAUGCUCUGCUAAAGAUGCUUCUGGUAGACAACUUUGUCCAUGCCGACAUGCAUCCAGGAAACAUUCUUGUUCGUGUGGCUCAGACAAAACCGACUCGCAAAAAGCUCUUCAAGACCAAACCCCACUUGAUUUUCCUCGAUGUGGGAAUGACUGCCGAGCUUUCUAAGAAUGAUCGUGUGAAUUUACUGGAGUUUUUCAAAGCCGUUGCCCGUAGAGAUGGCCAAACUGCAGCCGAGUGCACACUGAGAUUAUCAAAACGACAAAAUUGCCCAGAGCCGAGGGCUUUCAUUCAGGAAGUGAAAGAAUCUUUCGAUUUUUGGGGUACACCGGAAGGUGAUUUAGUGCAUCCUGCCGAGUGCAUGCAGCAGUUACUGGAGCAAGUCCGCCGUCAUAAAGUAAAUGUUGAUGGCAAUGUUUGCACCGUGAUGGUCACAGUUUUGGUGCUCGAGGGCUGGCAACGGAAGCUCGACCCAGAUUAUGAUGUCAUGCAUACGUUACAAACACUUCUCCUGAAAGCUGAUUGGGCCGAAUCGCUUUCUUAUACGAUUGAAGGGCUAAUGGCACCGUGAUUUCGUUCGGUGGCUGCGUUUUAUUAUUCCUAACGACAAAUUUUUGACAUUGUAGAAACAUUUAGAAGCCAUGUAUCGAAUGUUCUCACAUGAUUAUAUUUUGGUUUGCGUAAAUAAUAUAAAUUCAUUGACCCAUUCAGCUGGAUCUCUCUCAUGAGAGCUAAGUUAUUUCAAAGUUUGUAAGGCCUAGUUUUGAUUUUAUGUAUUAAUUCACAUUUAUAUUUUGCUCUGUGAAAACAGUAAACUCAUGAGGACAUUGGGACAAUAAUAAAUGGGCAACUGCAAUUUUUGAUUCA
This is a messenger RNA of Striga asiatica, 2572 nucleotides long. The record is from the annotation of a GenBank genome assembly. NCBI's taxonomy places the organism in Eukaryota, Viridiplantae, Streptophyta, Magnoliopsida, Lamiales, Orobanchaceae.